UUCGAGUACCACUGUGCUUGCAGGCACACGACAGGCACACUCCGACUUGUGGAAAAAGCUUGCUCACAAUGGUGGUGAACUUUAAAGUAUUUAAAAAAUGCUCACCAAACAGCAAGAUUGCCGUAUACCUCGGCAAACGUGACUUCAUUGAUUAUCUAUCAGGCAUCGAGCCCGUCGACGGUGUUGUUCUUCUCGAUCCAGAAUAUGUCGCCACCCAGCGGAAGAUUUGGAUACAGCUGGUCUGCACUUUUCGUUAUGGCCGCGAGCAAGACGAGGUAAUGGGUCUCAACUUCCAGAAGGAGCUGUACCUCGUCUCCGAGCAGCUCUAUCCCAAUGUGAAGAAAAUGGAGCAUAAUCUUACGAAACUACAGGAACGUCUGCUAAAAAAAUUGGGCCCAAAUGCCGUUCCGUUUACGCUCGAGUUUGUUCAAACUGCGCCAUCUAGUGUAACAUUGCAACCCGGGGAGGACGAAAUUGGAGAACCCUGCGGAGUAAGCUACAUUGUGAAAGUUUACGCAGGUGAAACCGAGAAUGACGUUACCCACAAGCGCAGCACCGUCAACAUGGGCAUUCGCAAAGUCCAAUACGCCCCUACAAAACAGGGCAGACAGCCGUGCACCGUCGUACGCAAGGAUUUCUUGCUCAGCCCUGGGGAACUCGAGCUCGAGGUCACUCUCGAUAAACAGCUCUACCAUCACGGUGAAAGGAUUGCCGUGAGCAUCUGCGUGAGAAACAACAGUAACAAAAUAGUGAAAAAAAUGAAAGCCCUGGUGCAGCAAGGGAUUGACGUCGUCGUCUUCCAGAAUGGUCAGUUCCGUGCCGUGAUCGACUCCGUGGAAACUCAAGAUGGAUGUCCAAUUAAUCCGGGCUCGAAUCUUCAGAAGGUCUUGUAUCUCAAGCCCCAGUUGGAAAAUAAUAAGGAACGCAGAGGUAUUGCUUUGGAUGGGCAAUUGAAAGGCGAUAAUAGUGAAUUGGCAUCCAGCACUCUCAUAACUUCGCCGGACGUAAGAGAUAACUUUGGUAUAGUCGUAUCCUAUGCUGUUAAAGUUAAGCUGUAUUUGGGAGCAUUGGGAGGCGAAUUAUCAGCCGAGUUGCCAUUCAUACUCAUGCGUCCAAAGCCAAGUGACAGAUUUAAAUUAAUUACCGAAGAUAGCGUAGCUAUCGAAGACAUCCCGCUAAUGAAUGAGAAGGAAAAGCAAAUUAUUAGUUGAAUUUACUUUAAGUAUUAGGAUUGAUUGAGAUGCGAGUAUAAAAAAUAAUUGUAGUAAAUUGCGAUUCUAUUUUAUUGAUACUCUUCUUUAGAAGUUACAAAACUGUAUUUCGAUACAAUUUUCUUUCACUUAUAUUUC
Molecule: messenger RNA, 1349 nt
Organism: Ceratosolen solmsi marchali
Lineage: Eukaryota; Metazoa; Arthropoda; Insecta; Hymenoptera; Agaonidae
Gene: Arr1
Product: arrestin 1
Exons: 1
Coding region: 69-1211 (380 amino acids)
Biological process (GO): signal transduction; G protein-coupled receptor internalization
Cellular component (GO): cytoplasm
Molecular function (GO): G protein-coupled receptor binding
Source: RefSeq, a predicted model, not a curated record